Messenger RNA from Dentiscutata erythropus, 309 nucleotides. The record is from the annotation of a GenBank genome assembly. Lineage: Eukaryota; Fungi; Glomeromycota; Glomeromycetes; Diversisporales; Gigasporaceae.
CAGUUCAAGUUCCUAACAGAGCAACAUGUUUUUCAGUAGAUUAUUUUCCAAAAAAUGGUAGUGGGAAAAAUACUGAUUAUAUUCAAAUUAUUGAUUUUACUUCUGGUGGAUUCUUUCUUUUUGCCAAUUCAAUACCAGUACAGACAACUCUUUCAUAUGAAAUUAUCGCUUUUAAUGGAACUGUUGAUAAUGGUCAAACUCCCACCAAUUCUAGUGAUAAUUUUUAUAAUGGAGCAUGUUUAUUUGUUGCAGCAAAUUUAAUUCCUAUCGAAAAUGAUCUAAAAAAUGAUCAUUGGAAUAUUGUUCUAA